Schizophyllum commune H4-8 is the source of this 813-nucleotide messenger RNA. Its product is annotated as zf-DNL-domain-containing protein. Gene Ontology annotation, molecular function: zinc ion binding; protein-folding chaperone binding. Gene Ontology annotation, cellular component: mitochondrion. The transcript has 2 exons. The coding region runs from base 30 to 557 and encodes 175 amino acids. Gene Ontology annotation, biological process: protein folding; protein stabilization; protein import into mitochondrial matrix. Lineage: Eukaryota; Fungi; Basidiomycota; Agaricomycetes; Agaricales; Schizophyllaceae. The record is from RefSeq and is a predicted model, not a curated record.
CGACGACGACCACCAACUAGACACUCACAAUGCUGCCAUCCCGUCUCUUCCGCAAUGUGGGUGUGCCCCCGGCGCUGCGGAGCCUGAUUACGCCUGGUGCAUCCCUGCCGACGACGGCGCGCGUCGAGAUGCGCAUGCGCCUCGGCCUCUCCGGGCCCAGUAUCGCUGCUAUACGGGCUGCGUCGUCAUCCUCCUCCUCUGCCGCCGUACCGCCAGAGGCUCCCGCACCACCCGCCGACGCGCCCACCACGACUAAGCUGAAGCUUCCCACGUCUGAAGAGGAGCCCCGCUUGCAAAUCACCUUCACCUGCACCGCGCCCGGCUGCACGCGCCACCGCUCGUCGCACACCUUCACCAAGCGCGCGUACUACAGCGGCAUAGUGCUCAUCCAGUGCCCGCAAUGCAAGAACCGGCACUUAAUAGCGGACCAUCUGGGCUGGUUCAAGGAGAGCACGGAGGACGGGAAGCUGCGGACGGUGGAGGACUUGCUGAAGGCGAGGGGAGAGGAUGUGAAGCGGGGGACGACGAACCCGGACGGUGACAUCGAGUUGGUAUAGUGGAGAGUGUGUACUUGAGCGAAGUGCAUUUAAGAUCUCACGACCCUUCACGACCACCAAAACCCUGCACAUCGCAACCCCCACUUACCCCUACUGUACAACUAUUCCCUAAUUGCACACUGCUAUAGAAACGCAUUGCUUUGCACGCUGUCGAGUCCACCAGCUGAGUGAUGAAGUUCUGCCAUAAAGCAUAUACUCGAGGAAGUCAGCUCGAAGGCCAGUUUGACAAGUGGACGGAAAUGUUGUCCUAGUACUC